UUUGGCUUGACGAAGACGGGCAAGUGGAUGUAACCAGGCAGAGACUCGGCGGAUCCGCGCGAGAUGAGGCUCGCCCUACGUGACAUGACGGUCCAGGCUUCUGAUAGGAAGCUUUGCGAACGACAUGGCCGAAGUGCGCAGCGGUCGUUGCUCCUGCGAACGCCGCACGGUCUUUGCACGUCAAGCGCCGAUUGUAUCUUGACAACUCGGUCAUGAGUGCUUAUCGAGCCGACCCUCCUCGAUGGAGCAAGACACGACGUUUAUGUAGCAAUUGGUUAGGAUACUAAUGUCGCCAGUGUACGUGGGAGGUGCAAAGCAGCUCGCCGUAAACAGCGCCCGAAACGCAUGACAAGCUUGGCGCUCGUUUGUCCGUCCUCUCGGGCGUCUUGCGCUCCAUGGCAGCGUGUGCUACGAGCCGAGCGAGCUGCUCGCACAAGCUCGUUUCGCGCUGCGUCCUCUGAAAGGGAUCGCAAGAAUACCACUGUGUGCGAUCUCGCCGGAAGCCAACGACGCCGAGUGUCCUUGCAUCCAGUAGUCAAUAUCCGCUCUCUCGACGACAAUGGACCUCUUGCUGGGCCACUACAUCCUUCUGGCGCUCGCAGUCUACGCGCUCGUCGCCAUCGCCCGCUGGCUGCAUCACAAGCGCACCAUGGUCUCGGCGCUUUCCCGACUGCCCGGUCCGCCGAGCAGCCUCUUUCUCGGCAACUUGGCCCAGAUCGCCGGCCAUGUGCACGAGCUCUACGACUGGAAGCUGCGGCAAACGAUAGCGUACGGCGCCACGUACUGCUUGCGCGUCGACGUCCUCACGAACGGGUCGAUCUUUACGUCGUCGGCCGCGAACCUCGAGCAUAUUUUAAGCAAGCGACACGCCAACUACAUCAAACCACUGCUCAUGGAAACCGUCUUGCACGAGCUACUCGGCAGCAGCAUCUUCAACAUCAACGAGUGUCACCCGAGUUGGCGCUUCCAGCGUAAGCUCAUCGCAUCGCUCUUUUCGGUGAACGCGCUCAAGGCGUGGACGUCGACCACGUACACCAAGCACCUCGGCCCUCUUCUGCAAACCAUCGACGCUGAGAAGAGCGUGGACCUCGCGCCGCUCGUGCUCUCCUGGACGACGCACUGCAUCUACGAAAUGGCGUUUGGCGCGACGCUGGACGCCGACGACAUGCGCGUCAUGCACGACCUUGUCCACGAGGCCGCCGAGCUCAUCUUCUAUCGCUUCACGCACCCGUGGUACCUCUUGUUUCAGUGGUGCAUGCCCAGCGAGUUCCGCCUCCACGCCGUCAUUGCGCGCAUCAACGCGCUCUGCUACAAGACGAUCGCACACGCCCGGUCAUCGACGAUGCACGCUUCGACCACCGUCCUCGCCGAGCUCUUGCGCCGCCAAGCGACCGAUGCGAGCAUCACGGACGUCAUCAUUCGCGACAUGAUGAUGGGCAUGUUCCUCGCGGGCAGGGAAUCCGUCGGCAGCAGCAUCCUCUGGGCGCUCUACUGCGUCGCGAAGCACCCACACGUCGAAGCCGCCCUCGUCACGGAGCUUGGGGAUAUCAUUAUUUCGUACGAGUCGAUUGGCGCGUGCGGGUACUUGGACGCAGUCGUCCGGGAGACGCUGCGGCUCUUCCCGCCCGUGCCCAUUGAGCUCAAGUGCGCGGUCGCCGACGACGUGCUUCCGGACGGCACGUUUGUCCCCCAAGGCGCGAUGCUAGAGUACUCGGCGUACGUCAUGGGCCGCGAUCCAAGUCGAUGGGUGGACGCCGAUCAGUUUCGACCCGAGCGCUGGCUGCACAUGGCCACGCGCCCGACCGCGUACGAGCUCCCGACCUUCAACGCGGGCGUGCGCUCGUGCGUCGGCCAGCAAGCGGCGCUGCUGCAGACCAAGCUCGUGGUGGCCACCGUCGUACAGCGCUACCACCUCGACGUGCUUUCGCCCAAGAGCGACGACGAGGGUCCCAUGUACGCCUUGGGUCUCGCACUGCUUCCGCGUGGCGGCCUCCACGUCCGCGCCCGAGCGCGCUAAGAUAUAGCAGUUUGCUACAAUAUUGUCGUUCGAGUCAACCGCUGCAGACGGCAACUACAAUAUAACUCAUCUGUGUGCGCGU
This is a messenger RNA of Saprolegnia diclina VS20, 2099 nucleotides long. RefSeq lists its product as hypothetical. The record is from RefSeq and is a predicted model, not a curated record. Gene Ontology annotation, molecular function: iron ion binding; heme binding; oxidoreductase activity, acting on paired donors, with incorporation or reduction of molecular oxygen. NCBI's taxonomy places the organism in Eukaryota, Oomycota, Saprolegniomycetes, Saprolegniales, Saprolegniaceae. The coding region runs from base 560 to 2017 and encodes 485 amino acids. The transcript has 2 exons.